Molecule: messenger RNA, 715 nt
Organism: Spizellomyces punctatus DAOM BR117
Lineage: Eukaryota; Fungi; Chytridiomycota; Chytridiomycetes; Spizellomycetales; Spizellomycetaceae
Exons: 6
Coding region: 60-611 (183 amino acids)
Molecular function (GO): peptidyl-prolyl cis-trans isomerase activity
Source: RefSeq, a predicted model, not a curated record
CGCUGGACAUUUAGUCGAUCUCUUGUUAGGAACUGUCAACACACGAUUACAAGGAAACGAUGACCUCCCCUAAACCAACACGUCCCAAGAUCCCCAGGACGCAUUCUGCCAAAGACAAGAAUAAGGCAGGCGCGUAUAGGCGCAUGUUUUGGCUGGUGACUGGCGCAUUUGCCGUUAUAUUAGCAUUGUAUUUCGUUGCACCGAAAGCCGGAUUAAGUGAGCCACCACGAAACGACAGUCCACCAGCAGAGGACUAUAGUAAGUACUGGACAAAGGAAAUACUGGCAGAGGGAGACGGUAAGACGUAUCCACAAAAGGGCGACACUGUUACAAUCCAUUAUACCGGGACUCUCGAUGAUGGAACAAAGUUUGACAGUUCAUGGGAUCGCAAUGACCCUAUUAAGAUCCAGAUCGGUGUAGGCAGAGUAAUCCCAGGAUGGGAAGAAAGUGUUCCUACAAUGUCGCUUGGCGAGCGUGCCAAGCUGGUCAUAUCACACCAAGCUGGGUACGGAACACGCCGCGUCGGACCGAUCCCGCCUUUGGCCACGCUGAAUUUUGAGGUUGAGCUACUGGGUAUCAAUGACAAGUCGGUUCCGGCCAAGGAAGCGUAAUUCGUCGUCCGAGACUAACAGUUCCUGGCCAUCUUGCAACAACAACAAGUUUGAAUAUAAGCUUUACACUCCUCUUGCGAUGAAUAUCACUUACCUAAAGACUA